AUGCGACCGGCUACUCUCAUCGUUGGAGAUUUUAAUGCACCUCACAUAAACUGGAGCUCGGCCUCAGCCGACUGCUCUGAAGCAGCAUUCGACCAGCAGUUACUGCGUACCUCCGACAAUCUGCUUCUUACCCAACACGUAAUGUUGCCAACGAGAGUUCGAGAGGGCCAACAGAUGAAUUGCCUUGAUCUGGUGUUCACCAAGUCCUCCGACAAUAUCGACGUUGUUAAUUGCCUCCCCCCGUUGGGUCAGAGUGACCAUGUAGUUCUCAUGUGGGAAUACACCUUAUUCUCCCUGCCUGCUCAACCGCUUGAUUCCCGACCCAAUAUUUGGCGCGGAAAUUUCGAUGAGAUGAGAAGCGAUCUAAGUCCUAUCGACUGGGCAUCCACUCUAUCCGGCGAUGUCGAAGAGGUUUGGUGUCAGUUCAAAGAGUUAGUCCACAACCUCAUCUCCAAUCAUUGCCCAAUCAUGCACAGAAGACUAACAAAUAGACCCCGCUGGCUGACUCCGUUCUUAAAUAAGGAGGUUAACAAAAAUAGGAAGCUGUGAAAAAGAUCCCUGACUGACCGGACGCCAGAAUCCCUAAGCAGUUAUAAGUCUCAGAGAAAUCGCGUCAAAGUUCUCAUCGCUAGAGAUCGGAAGGCCUUUGAAAAGGAUAUUCUCAACCGUGCCAGGGUUAAUUCCAAAGUCCUCUACAGCUACAUAAGACAGAGCACGCGGAACAAAGACCCCAUCCCACUGCUGCGAACAGCCGAGGGAAUGAAAAUCUCCGAUGACAAGGAUAAGGCUCAACACCUCUCUCAGUUUUUCCCGUCCGUCGUGACAAGUGAACCUAAUUUUCUCUCCCCCAUUUGUGAAGACGAAGAAAAGCCUACCCUUGAAGCCGUAUUCUUCACCAAAGCAAUUGUUCGGAAAGAGUUAAUUAAUCUGAAAGAAUUGAUCUCCCCAGGCCCCGAUGCAGUCCCCGCCAAGCUGCUGAAGGAGCUAGCUCCCGAAAUGUCCAAGCCAUUAGCCUUGAUCUUCCAAACAUCAUUUCUUACUAGAUGCCUGCCCUCUGCUUGGAAGUCCGCUACCAUCACUCCGCUUUUUAAGAGCGGAAGUCGUGCGUCUGCGAAUAACUACAGGCCAGUGAGUCAUACCUCCAUCUGUUGCAAAACCAUGGAGAAGAUCAUUAAGAAGGCCUUGAUGCAGUUCCUUGAGCAGCACCACCCCCUCUCUGAUGCACAACACGGCUUUCGAAGUGAUAGGUCCUGCAUCACGAAUCUGCUCUUUACGCUCAAACGCUGGACCAAAGCACGCGAUGAAGGUAGUGUGGUGCACGCCAUCUACAUCGAUUUCAAAAAGGCCUUCGACAGCGUUCCCCACCAACGUCUCUUGCACAAACUGCGCAACGCUUUAAUUUGUGGACGCCUUCUUGUAUAG
This is a messenger RNA of Spirometra erinaceieuropaei, 1422 nucleotides long. The record is from the annotation of a GenBank genome assembly. Lineage: Eukaryota; Metazoa; Platyhelminthes; Cestoda; Diphyllobothriidea; Diphyllobothriidae.